Phytomonas sp. Hart1 is the source of this 2938-nucleotide messenger RNA. NCBI's taxonomy places the organism in Eukaryota, Euglenozoa, Kinetoplastea, Trypanosomatida, Trypanosomatidae. The record is from the annotation of a GenBank genome assembly.
AUGGAACGGAUUGAUCGUACGCGUUUCGUGAUUGAUCCUGUAUGGAAACUUGUGAAACGUGAGGGCUAUGAAAAAAUAUGGAAGAUCUUCUUGGAUGACUGUGAAAGGUGUGGCUUUAUUGGAUUCGACAUGGAGUGGUCCAGUAUAAAUUAUAAACCUGUUUCUGGAAAUCAAGCACAGAAUAAAAAGAAACCAGUUGAAGGUCAAGUAGCUACACUGCAGCUAAGUUCCCUACGAGUAACUUUUGUUGUGAAGUUCAUCGAUCUAUUCUACCUUGCUACUAAAGGUAAAUGUUAUAACCCUUUUGGUCGCUUUUCCAAAAAAUGGCCUCAAUAUCGUAUUGGUGAAAAAAAGAAUUCAAGCUAUUUGAUAAAUAAGAUAUACCAAGACAUUGUGUCACUUCUUCAAAGUGAUGCUGUUGUCAAGGUAGGAGUAGGAAUUCGUGGUGACCAAGUCAAGCUUCAGAGAGACUAUGAAAACUUAAUUCUAAAUCCGUGUGUCGAUUUGGUCACAUUGGCUCAGAAUUAUCCUGCAAAGAAGUUGGAUGACACCUCUUCUUGUCCUCAUGAAAAUUCAAAAAGUUCAAAUAUGGGGAAAAGCCUAAAAGCAAUGAGUGUUAACUUUACUGGUAAGAUACUAAAUAAAGAUUAUUUUGUAAUUCUGAGUAACUGGGGUGGAGCUCUAGGAUCUCUUUCAAAGAUGCAGAUAAACUAUGCCGCAGAAGAUGCAGAGGCUUCAUUUGACAUCUGUCAGAGUAUAUUUGUACAAGCUGGACUUGUCGCGAAUAUUUCAUCACCUUCAUCGAUUUCAGGUACCUCGUGUCUUUCCCUAUUGGAGCCCCUCAUCCUUAAGAUUGAAAAAAAUGCUCCCAAACACACUGAAAAGCAGAAACCACCUUUCUAUAAUACUUCUGUGCCUCCAGAAAGUUUUAAUAAUUUGCUCUCAAGUAACCUAAGUACGAUAAUGAAUGAUGUCACGGCUGCUCAAGGAAAAACUACAAAAAUGAUGACAUCUUCAGUGCAUACGUAAAUUUCACCCUUACGGAAAAUAACUCAAGGGGAGAGUAUUACGUUUUUUUUUUAUAUGUUGAGGUAAUACAAUAGAGCACUUAACAGGUGUUAAAUACUAAAGAUUGAAAGUAAGUAUGAUUCGGGUUACUACUUUACUAGAUUCUAUAACGUAGAACGAUCCACAUAUCAGAUGUAGCUUAAAAGAUAUUAGGCAGUCAAAAAGAUGGAUGUGCUGUAUGUGGACAAACUCUCUAGGUGGUUAUCUAUGCCAUUGCGCUGCUCACGUUUUGUAAGUGCUUUCCGAGUGCCUUUAUAGUAAGCAAUUCUUAGGAUUUUCUUUUGAUCUUCAAAUCUCUCUUUGUUUGGAUGCACACCAUCUACAUACAAAUGUGUAACCACAUGGAGGAAUAUUGUGAACUUUUUAUAUUAUAUUUAUCAUAGCCAAAAAUGAAGUCUUUUGAACCCUUAAUUGUUAUUUAAAAAUGAGAAUGUCUGUAAACAAGUUAGCAGCUACAGGGGGCAGGGUUGGAAUCAGAGAGAGACUAAUUGAGUCAAUUAUGUACUCCAUCACUGAUUAUUGAUUCGGAAAAUCAUAGUUGAUACACAGAAUAUUCAUAUGAAAAUAAACUAUUAAACCAUUUUUUAGAUUAUAGCAUACUAAUGCUUCGAAAAGCUAUUACUGAAGUCAUCGGUAGUCUAGUGGAUAUCUUCUUUGUAGCGCCACUCAACCUAAGACUUUGAAGAAAAUAUUGCAGUGAAUUAAGUUGACUUGUUUAGAAUCCUAUGUAAAAGGUUAUUUCUUUCGCUGUCUCUUCUUUGACUUCAUAAUGUUCUCUGCAGUAUAUUACUCACACAUAUUUUCAAAUAUAUGGAAAAGAUUUAGUACAAAGAUUGAAACACAUUUUGGGAUAAGACGUUACUAGACAGUUUUCGAGUUGUUCUAAUCCAGUUUUAAGUUGCAAUGAAUCUUGAAGCUAUGGAUAUGCCCCCAAAGAUGAUACUUACGGAGGAAACGUCAGGAGGGAGAAAAAGAGAAUCUAGAAAAUGGUGUGCAGCUUUUAGAUAAUUAUACCCUUUUUAUAGCUUGGUUUCUAAUGAAAAAGUAUCUGACUCACUCCGCCACUACCCCUACUUGUUACAACAGCAAUGGAUAACUUAGAAUCCUGUGAAGAGAUCGAUGAAAGACAUCACAUUACAGUGUACAAAGGACUUUCAAGUUUACGGGCGCUUUCACACGACUUACCCACCACUAUUUCACUUAUAAUCGAUGCUCAAGUCUUGAGCAAUAUUGUGGGCAGCGAACCCAACUAUCCCCUGCGUAGAUGUUUCCAUUGAAUAAAACUAACAGUUAAUUGUGGAAGCCAUGGUGUAUUUCAGUUUCCCAACCCUACAGAGCUAUGAGGCCAGGGGGUGAAUCUAGCCUGGCGUCUUGGGACCCCGUGGAUCUUCAUCGAUUUACCAAGACGGUGGGAAUGUGCCUUGUCGAAGACGAAAUACGUGCUUGAAUUAGAAAAAAAAGGCAAAUCUGACGGAGGAAGAUGGUGGAAUCGACCUUCCUGAGGACUCCACAAAUAUGUGAAUUUGAACAUACUGCAGGAAGCGAGUCGUGCAGCCAAGCCAUUACUAGGCAUUUCAAGGCCUUAUGGGUUGGGGGCGUGGCCUACAGUUGUCGUUUGAUAACUUUCCAGGUGAAGUUAUGCAAUAUGUGAGUGAGAACCAAGCGCUGCUAAACUGGUGGUUUUCGUCUUUCGACAUCUGACAUAACAGUUUGAUAAAACUGUUUGGAAAAAAAAGGGUGAGAUCGAUGUCCAAUUCGUAGUCUUCAAUUGGUCCUUUGCUAUCACCUUUUCCCUCAUCCUUGUUUGUAGUCUGUGUUUUCAAUGGAAUAGAAACAUAGAUGCUUUGUUGAGAAUCGUUGUCGUUGUUUA